This is a messenger RNA of Pantherophis guttatus, 582 nucleotides long. It is a transcript of the gene UBL5, whose product is annotated as ubiquitin like 5. NCBI's taxonomy places the organism in Eukaryota, Metazoa, Chordata, Lepidosauria, Squamata, Colubridae. Gene Ontology annotation, biological process: protein modification process. The record is from RefSeq and is a predicted model, not a curated record.
GGUCACGCGGCGGCAGCCAGACCAGAAUCUGGAGGAGAAGCGAGUCCGGGAGAGAAGAAAGAGUCGGAGGGGAUAGCGCGGCCAUCAUUUAUCACAUUGAUCCCAGCGUUUCUUCCCGCGGCAACUGUUGGCGGAAGGGCUCUCUAGCAGAGCCGAACGUGAAGCCGUGAUCAAGAUGAUUGAAGUAGUUUGCAACGAUCGGCUGGGCAAGAAAGUUAGAGUGAAGUGCAACACUGAUGAUUGCAUCAGGGAUCUUAAGAAGCUUAUUGCUGCCCAGACUGGUACUCGCUGGGACAAGAUUGUUCUGAAGAAGUGGUAUACAAUUUUCAAGGACCAUGUGAUGCUGGCAGACUAUGAAAUCCAUGAUGGCAUGAACCUGGAAUUGUAUUAUCAAUAGUGUUUUCGUCAUGACAAGUGCUAUCUUUGCUCUGUUUCCUUGUUCUGAAUUUCUCAGUCUAUAGAUGGAUUACUUUGUGGCUUGACAUUAAGUCAGGAAUAUUUUGUCCUUGAUGGCAAUAAAUCAGGAAAUCUGUAUUCAAACCUUGUUUUAUGUAUUUGUAUUAAAUAAAUGUAAUUGACACA